UAUUAAUGACUGCCUGAUGUUAUGGUAUUUAGCUAAAUUGGACCUUGACUUAGUUUGGAUUUUUAGCAAAUUGAAUGUAUUGUCAGUGUCGAAGCAAAACCAAACUGCCAACCAUAACAAAGAAAUGGCAAACGGAAACAGCAAGCUAUAAAUUGGGAUCAAGUACUACGCAUGCGCCUCCAAAUUUGUUUGACAUGAGUAUCUGUAUUUGAUGAUGUUAUAUAGGUGUGUUUAAAAUCAUUGCCUUUUGUGGACUAACAGUUUGAGUAUUUUCACCGUUCAUAAUGUUGUAUGGAAAUUGAAAUACACUUGAAACGAAUUUUGUGUUUUGAACUUUAGUAGUUCUCUAAGGAUACGAAUUUUAUCAUGGCGGAAUGUCGUCCUUCGGUUGAAGCACAAGCAGUAAAGAAAUCGUUUGAUGAUGACGCUAAAGGUUAUUCUGGCAAUCAAAUCGCGAUAUCAGGAAGGAGGCCUUUGAGUGAUAGUUCCAUCAGUUACGAAGAAAACGCUUUCAACGACUCGCCACAAGUUAAACUGGUCAAUUUUUCAGAACGGCGCAAUUCGUCCUCAAUCCAAACAAGUAGUGAAGAUGGCGAUCUCGACUCAAGUGACGAUUGCUCGAAAUCAACGUCAUCUUCACAGAGUGCGAACCUCAUGAAGCAGUCCUUUCGUGGUUUUUCACGUAAGACGACGAAAAUAUCUUUCGAUUGCGAUUGCUCUCAGUCACAAAAAGCGAAAAGAAAAGAAGCGAAAAAGUUUUCAAUGCUGUCAACUGUUGCUAAUGGAGAGAACUCUUCUGACGAAAGUCAUUCGCAUUUACAUGUUAAACAGGGCUCUUUUAUGAAAAGAGUGAAAAGUCUGUUUCGUGAUUCGGGUAGCACCUCUAGUUUUAAAGAAAGACGAUUUCACGAGAGAAAUGUGAAUGAAUUACAACAAGAUCGACGUUCAAAGAAGGAAAGCGUUCAAAAAAAGGAACGGCGUUUUAUUAUUGCAGACAUUUUGGCUGUCACUAAUUGUUCUUAUUAUUGGGGAAAUAUCAAUCGUCACGAAGCUGAAGAACUCUUGAUUGGUAAACCAGAUGGGACAUUUCUGCUUCGGGAUAGUGCUCACAAGGAUCAUCUUUUUUCUGUUAGUUUUCGGCGCUACAACAAAACUUUGCAUGCUCGUAUUGAACAAUGGGAUCACAAGUACAGUUUUGAUCACGAAAGCCCUAUGGCUUACUUCUCAAUCACUAUAGAAGGUUUACUGUCGCACUAUGCAAUUGGAGAAUACUGCAUGUUCUUUGAACCCAUGUUGGUUAAGCCACUCAUCCGUGCACAGCCACAACCACUGAUGAGCCUUUGCCGUGGUGCCAUUGGCAAUUGCACAAAGUACAAGGACAUUGAUUAUUUACCAAUUCCUUCUUCUCUUAAGACAUAUUUAAGGCAAUAUAGUUAUUCUGUAAAGCCCAAAACAAAGAAGGAUGACGAUGGAAAACGGAAGAGAAAUUCAACUUUGUGUAUAUUUUGACUCAGACUUCUAACAGAUCUAUCAUUAGUUUCAUUGAAGGUACCUAAUUUGAUUCAAAAUGUUGUGCAGUUGUUUCGGGAUGAACAUUCUAUAAGGUAAAUUCAAAACGGAACUUGUUUCUUUCAACAAUGAACAUGUUUGCUGAAAGUGUAAUUUAUCAAUGAGGUAGCUUUUGCCAUGUGAUUAAUGUAAUAAAUUUACGUUCUAUAUUAUAAUAUAGUUAGCAUUAGUUGAUAUUGUGACAAAGGAAUAUCAAAAAAUGUGUUUAGAUUGUAUAAGGUGUAUUUAUAUAGUAAAUGUAUAGGAAAUGACCAGAAUAAAGUCAAAUUAUUUGUCAAAGUGUUGUUUGGCAAACAUAA
Xenia sp. Carnegie-2017 is the source of this 1868-nucleotide messenger RNA. RefSeq names its product suppressor of cytokine signaling 4-like. Gene Ontology annotation, biological process: phosphatidylinositol phosphate biosynthetic process; intracellular signal transduction. The transcript is spliced from 2 exons. Gene Ontology annotation, molecular function: 1-phosphatidylinositol-3-kinase regulator activity. Gene Ontology annotation, cellular component: phosphatidylinositol 3-kinase complex. The coding region runs from base 367 to 1509 and encodes 380 amino acids. NCBI's taxonomy places the organism in Eukaryota, Metazoa, Cnidaria, Anthozoa, Malacalcyonacea, Xeniidae. The record is from RefSeq and is a predicted model, not a curated record.